This is a messenger RNA of Penicillium cataractarum, 2697 nucleotides long. RefSeq names its product putative cell wall proline rich protein. The coding region runs from base 1 to 2697 and encodes 898 amino acids. The transcript has 2 exons. The record is from RefSeq and is a predicted model, not a curated record. Lineage: Eukaryota; Fungi; Ascomycota; Eurotiomycetes; Eurotiales; Aspergillaceae.
AUGGCUUCAAUUUCCCUCCCCCCGCAGCACCGGUCGGGGUUUUCGCAACAUUUCGACUCGCCUCCUUCGCCGAACCCUGAUCAUAAUCGUCGCCUGACAAUGCCAGCCCCGUUGCCGAACCCGCCAUUUGUGUUUCCUGCUCGCGAUCCAGAGGCCCCCGAGCCGCAGCCGGAGACAACCAAGCGUCGAACGCCGCCCGCUCUUCCGGCAUUCUCGUUCAAUCCCGGUGCAGGUUCAUCUUUACAGCCUCCGACAGCCCCCAUUCCUCGACCGGGUGGGCACAGACGGCGCCACAGUGAGUUCGUCGGGGGCGAUCAACUAGUAGCUCCAGGGGCCGGAGAACCCGCGGAUAAACGGGAAGAACCAACAACGCCGACACAGCCCAGUGCUCCCUCUGGACCUCCACCGGGAAGAGGGCCAGGACGACGACACCAUGCUCAUCGCCGCUCGGCCGCAAUCUCCGGAGUCGACCUGAAUGCGAUCAACAAGGCCCUCACCACUCCAGCGGCGAGUGCUCCCACUACCCCUGGAGACCGGACAUUCGACGACAAUUCUUCUCGGCCAAUUUCCUAUUCAGCCACGAGUCUCGGUCGUCCUACACCACCGGCAUCGCCUCGGUUUCCCCGGUGCCUCCGGUCCCGCCUAUUCCGACUGCGAUUCAUAUCGAGCCCGCCCCAAGCAGUGACAAUGGCGAUAUCGGACGCCCCACCUCAGCAGUGUCUCAAGUUUGGCCAGUACGAUCAACACGAGCUUCCUGUCCCCGUCGCACGGGCGACGCCGCCCAGUCACAGGUCAAAGCCACGGCCGAAAACUGCCGAUGCGUCUUUAGCCUUUGAUAUAUUCCAGAGCAAGGAUGUUCCCCAGGUGCCUAGCGUUAAGCGGUCGAAGUCGACGGGUCACUCUCGUUCGAAGAAGAGUAGGUCAACAGGGAAUCUGGAUGCCACCCUUGCCAUCCACGCUAGCGACGAUGCCCAUUCGACAGAUACAUCUCGCCCUUCCUACUCGGAUGAUGGCUCUGAAAUGAGUGACACCGAUAAUGAGACAGAUGCUUGUCCUUCUAAAAAGUCACGGUCGAAGCAUACGAAGAAGCAGAAGCGUAUUCGGUCGUGGGCUGGUGGUAUUCUGGCCCGCGGCAAGGGUAAGCGCCAUGGCAAAGGAGAGACUGAAGAGAAGCAUGAAAAGCAUGAAAAGCACGAAAAGCGUGAAAAGCAUGACAAGCAUGAGAAGAAGGCAAAGCCUGCCGCAUUGACUCCGCCAACUCUUACACGCACCAAUUCCGAGGUUGGAUCGGUACUGGAGGUCGACUUUGAUAAUGACGACGUCGUUGUUCUUCGCACGCCUACAAAUACCGAUGCACCCGUUUCCGCUACCGAGCGUGCUAAAGACGAAUCACCUAUGCCGGCACCUUCUCUGGAAACUUCGUGGAAACCUCGAAGUUUCUAUGAGCAGAAUGUCCAAGGGCAAGAUGAUGUUUUGAGUAGUCCGAUCAUCGACUUGGACGCAGCGCUUGGUCCGUUUAAUACUCCCGGUGACAAUCGGCAGUCCCGAAACACCCCCAGCAAGUUCUACCUUGCCACUCAGCGCAUGUAUAGUGGUGGACGACGGGGUGAAUUCGUUGGCCCAGAGAUGCGAUAUCAUCGUCGUACGGAGAGUGCUCCGGUUAUGCCUCCAUUUGACCGAAGUGCCCUUAGUGCCAUUCGUUUGACCGGCACCUCGGCAAUGGAGACUCCUGAUGUCUUCUAUGAAGAGGACGAGGAUGCGUUCCUCGCUGCAAAUCAGUCUCCCAGGAACGAACUUGCUUCAUCAGCUCCCGUGGAGAGUGCCAUUGCUAUCCAGUCGUCCUCUUCUGACGAGGACGAGACGUCAGUCAAGAGUGAAGAUACUACGGAUACGUUGACCAAGGCACCGGAGCCUAGCUCUCCAAAGCCUACAGGUCUUGGAAUCCAGGCAGAUGAGGAAUCUACGAUCCAAAAAGAGGCACCGGCCGUGUCUGACGAGCGUGCUGCUGUCGACGCCAUGCGAACCACUCGCAAUCCGUUUGCAGGCCCGCCCCGAAGCCCCGUGGAAAUCUUAAAGUCGGAAGAAAAUGUGUCCAAAGUCCUGGGCCCGCCUAGCCCUGACGUCUCUCCACGCUUCCUGGCUAUCGACAAGCGACCAGCGACAUCACCUCAAGAGCUCAUACCGGGAAUUCCUCCGUUCUCGCUGUCUGCAGGUGUCUCACCCUCAGAUUCCUCCUCCCCAUCGCCUGAUGCUCCCCGGUUCAACGACCGCACUUUCUCGUCCCACUCUUACCAACAUCUUCCAUCAGACUAUCCUUAUGCCUCGGUUGAGGAUGUUCCGUCUCUCACGAGCAGCGCAUCAACCAUGACUGGUACUAUGCACCGCUUUUCUGCCACAUUCUUCCCCCGUGCUCGCCUAUCCACCGAUCGAGCUGCAUCCUUUUCAGCCGCCGUCAACCGCCGGAGCAGCCAAGCUAAUGCGUCCAAGCGCUCUAGCCUGGCAAGCUUGUCCAAACUCGUCGGUGGGCCUCAUUCAGAGCGCAGCAAACUUUAUCAAGAGGAGAAGCCUCCUGGAGACGCGCCGGAAAAGUCCAAAAAGAAGCGUCAUCUCACUCGCUUGAUGCAUUUUUGGAAGGUGAAGGACAAGGAGAAGCAUGCAGAGCCGACCGUGUCAUCCAACACGUCCAUACAAGAGUAG